AUGAUGGAACAAAAAAUUAAAUUACUCCUUUUUAUAAACAUUUAUAUUUUUAUUCUUUUAACAUGGAUAUGCCGUUCUAAGAAUGAUGUGAGUACAUUUAGUAAAUCCAAGUAUGAGAACUGUAGCCUUGGUAGAAAAUUAAAGACAAGAAAUUAUCGAUCACUAGCAAAAUAUAAACAAAAUAAUGAUUUAAAUAAUGUUUGUUUAAAAGAAGAUGUAUCAAAUAAUGUACAGUGCGAAAAAAAAGAUAUAUCUAAUAAAGAAAAAAACAGAAAAUCGAAUAGGAAUUUACUAAAUAAAGCACAAUACUAUACAGAUGUUAUAGACUAUAAUAAUGGAAUGUUUGAUGGUAAGCACUUCCAUUUUGAAAAAAAGUUGAUCAAAAAACAAUGUUAUGAUGAUUAUCUUGAUAAAAACAAAAAAAUUAGUAAUAUAGCUUUAAAAAAAAUAAAAUUUAAAAGUUAUGGAUUUGGAAUUGCUAUAUUUAUACUUUUCUUCUUAUUGGGAAUUGGAUUACCCAUAUUACGUGGAUUAGAUUUGGGUAAGAACCCCAUUUUGAGAACUUUUAGUUAUUUGUGGGAACAUAUAGAAGGCAAACUGGAUGAAUCAUUAAAAUCCUUAGGCGUAGAAAAAUUUUUUCUAAUAAUAUUUUUGGUAUCUAUCGUAGUACUAGGUGCUAUAAUUAUAUUAACUAUCCCUAAAAUAUUAAGAAAUAAUGAAAAAUAUAAAAAAAUAAAGUUGAUGACUGAGUAA
Messenger RNA from Plasmodium malariae, 753 nucleotides. RefSeq names its product fam-m protein. Bases 1 to 753 code for a protein of 250 amino acids. The record is from RefSeq and is a predicted model, not a curated record. The transcript is spliced from 2 exons. NCBI's taxonomy places the organism in Eukaryota, Apicomplexa, Aconoidasida, Haemosporida, Plasmodiidae.